GUUUAUUUUGAUGGUUCCACCUGCAGGCGGGGACGAAAUACAGGGUUUGAAAAAAGGUAUUGUUGAAGUUUCUGAUCUGGUGGUUGUCAACAAAGAUGAUGGUGCCUUUGAAAAUGCUGCUAGAGAAGCAGUUAUUGAGUAUACUAGUGCCUUAAAAUAUCUUCGGCACAGUACAACGUUUUGGGCACCUAAGGUUACUAGUGUGUCUUCAAAAACAAGUAAGGGAGUGGAUAAUGUAUGGAAUACUAUCCUCGAAUACUUCAACGUAAUGAAGAGCUCUGGCGAAUUACAAAGAAGGCGUGGAAAUCAACGAAAAUUAUGGAUGUGGCGCCAAAUAACAUCAGAACUUCUGAAUAGAUUGAACUCGGACGAUUCUAUUAAAAAACUUGUUAAUGUAUUAGAAAAAGAUGUAUUUGAUGGGAAAAUGACAUCUGGUACAGCUGCAGACCAUGUUGUUGAUGUUUUUACUCAUAAACAUAUGCAAGAUUCAAACCAUG
Racocetra persica is the source of this 497-nucleotide messenger RNA. Lineage: Eukaryota; Fungi; Glomeromycota; Glomeromycetes; Diversisporales; Gigasporaceae. The record is from the annotation of a GenBank genome assembly.